AUGGGUUCCCAACUGGUAUCGACCGAUGCCAAGAACAAGCUGGAAGAUUUGUCGGGCAUCAAGAUCUUGCCUGGCGAAAACCCUUACCAAGCACUGAUCAACGCCUGCGGAAAUGAUCCUGCAGAAAUCCAAGCCUUGUAUCAUGCUCAUAGAACGAAAAGAAACGGCCAGCAGAGGGAGAAGUUCCUGAGUCCUGAUUACAAGGAGCUCAUCAUCGACCCUUUUCUUCUAAGACUGGAGAACCCUCAGAUGGAGCCCGGUUUCACGGAUUACAGAAACUGCUUCGUCUUCUGGGCUCGCCCGCCGGAUCAUAUCGUGAGGCUGGCGGCUCAUCUGCAGGCAUUACUGAAGAAAGUCGCCCCGAGCAUCUGGCUCAUGCCCCAGCACAGAAUGCACCUCACGACCCUCGAAGUCACACACUCCAAAACCCCGCAAGAGAUAGCCGCCCUCACCGACACCAUGCGCUCCGCGAUCCCCUACGUCACCGACUACACCUACACCCACCGCGCCCGCCUCGUCAAGCCCAUGAUCUCGCACGACCUCUCCGCCUUCGCCGUGUCCUUCCUCCCGGCCUCCGGCGAGGCCCCCACCAGCCCGCCGCCGGCACUCACCGCCCUGCAGAAGGGCGUCGUCGAGGGCGACGCCUACACGUACCACCACCUCCGCCGCGACGUUUUUGAUUUGGCCCAGUCCACGGGUGUGCAGAUCGAGAGCCGGUACCAGGUCCCCAGCGCGCAUGUGACCUUGGGCAGGUUCCUGGGCGAGGACGACCACGCAACGCCCGAGGCGCGGAGGCGGUGGGUUGAAGCUAUUGAUGAGAUUAAUGCUUGGCUUGAGAAGGAGGUUUGGGAUCGGGAGGGAGGUGAGUGGUGUGGCGAAUGGCUGGUCGGGCAGGAGAGGGGCUUGGAUGCGAGGAACGGGACAUUGUGGUAUGGCGGUGGCAGGACGAUCAAGGUUGGAGAGGGAUUCUAG
Colletotrichum karsti is the source of this 972-nucleotide messenger RNA. RefSeq lists its product as uncharacterized. Lineage: Eukaryota; Fungi; Ascomycota; Sordariomycetes; Glomerellales; Glomerellaceae. The coding region runs from base 1 to 972 and encodes 323 amino acids. The record is from RefSeq and is a predicted model, not a curated record. The transcript is spliced from 3 exons.